Messenger RNA from Arachis stenosperma, 825 nucleotides. RefSeq lists its product as uncharacterized. Lineage: Eukaryota; Viridiplantae; Streptophyta; Magnoliopsida; Fabales; Fabaceae. Bases 1 to 555 code for a protein of 184 amino acids. The transcript has 9 exons. Gene Ontology annotation, cellular component: nucleus. Gene Ontology annotation, biological process: regulation of DNA-templated transcription. The record is from RefSeq and is a predicted model, not a curated record. Gene Ontology annotation, molecular function: DNA-binding transcription factor activity.
AUGGUCACAGUUUUUCGGAAGGGUGGCCUAAAAAGUGGGAAACUGAAGGAAAUAGAACCGCGUGAACUUAAGGAAAUUGAAACAACCCCCCCUUCUUUCUUUCCCCAAUUCAUAACCCUAGCCCCCAUUGUCGCCGCCGUCCGAAGCUUGUUGGCGCCGCCGCCGUCCCAAGCUCUAAGGACAUCGUCUUUAUCUUCCUUGGCUUCUCCGUUCGUCGAAGAUCUCUCCUUACACCUUCUCCGUCGUCGCCAUCGGCGUCUCCAUCGGUGUCUCAGUUCUCAUUGCUGCUUGAGGGAUUUACGUGCUGCAAUCAAGGCUCCCCGAAUCACUUCCACGAAUCUCAUUAGUGUUAGAGGAACUAUCGAAAGGUAUAAGAAAGCAAGUGCUGCUUCCUCAAACACAGAAUCUGUAUCUGAAGCUAAUACACAGUUUUAUCAGCAAGAAUCAUCCAAAUUAAGAAGACAGAUUCGUGAUAUUCAAAAUCUAAAUAGGCACAUCCUUGGUGAAGCUCUUAGCUCUCUGAGCCUCAAGGUCUUAUUUUUCUAUCCUCCAUAAAAAAGUGGCCGCUUAAAUGCCUGGAUCUUCUCUCUUUUUGCUUCCCUGGAAUAUUGGAGGAGGAUAUGAUGUGAAGAAAAUAUGUUCAAUACAAAUAUAAGAUGGGAUGGGUCUUAUAAUGAUUUUGGUUAUCUAAAUGUAUUAUUUUGAUGUCUUCUUUACAUUUUGAUAAGAGAUUUUAUUCGAUAAUACAUGUAAUGGAUAAAUUACACUCUAUUUUGAUUAGUGUUGUAAUGGAUAUCUACUUUUUAAUGAAACUUUUAUGAUUUA